AUGACGAAGCGCACCCUCGAGCUUGUCGUGCCCGUGGCUCCCCAGCAUCGUCUGGACGAGGCGGCCGUGCUCACCUACCUCAAGCAGCACGUCAAGAACGUGCCGGCGAAUGCCGAAGUGCUGAAGAUUUCGCAGUUUGGCCACGGGCAGUCGAACCCCACGUACCUGCUGGAAGUGCCGUCCGCUCAAGGCUCCCAGCCCGCCAGAUUCGUGCUAAGGAAGAAACCGCCUGGUCACCUGCUCAAGUCCGCUCAUGCCGUGGAGCGAGAAUUCCAGGUGCUGGCAGCGCUGGGCUCACCUGCUGCAGGAGCAGCGGUGCCCGUACCGGCAGUGCACGCCCUCUGCACCGACCCCUCCGUUAUAGGCACACCCUUUUACAUCAUGGACUUCGUCCCUGGCCGCAUCUUCACCGACCCUUGCCUCCCUGAUCUACCACCUGCCGCCCGGACUCAGAUCUACACCGCUAUGGCCGGCACCCUUGCCGCCCUGCACUCUGCCCGCCUUCCCCAGCUGCAAAAAGAUGGGUUCGGCCGCCCGGACAGCUACUGCCGGCGGCAGGUGGAGCGGUGGGCUAAGCAAUACGAGGCGUCAGUGAAAUCCAUUGGAGAAGAAUUCAGGGAGGAGGAUGUGAAGAUGAGGGGGCUUAUUGCGUGGCUGAGGGCGAAUGUGCCCACAGAGGAUGCAGCAGGGGAGGGGGUAAUGCGAGGGGUCGUGCAUGGGGACUUUCGGCUCGAUAACCUCGUGUUUCACCCCACGGAGCCGCGAGUGGUGGCUGUGCUGGACUGGGAGCUCUCCACCCUGGGGAACCAGAUGUCUGACGUUGCGUACUGCUGUUUGCCAUACCACCUGCCGCCAUCCCAGCCAGGAGCCAUGCUGCCAUCUCUCGGCAUCACCCAGCUGCCCAGUGGACCUCCAGCAGGAUCGCUGCCUGCUGGCAUUCCCUCAGAGGCGCAGUUCGUGCGCGCCUACUGCCACGAGAUACAGCGCCUGCAGGGCGUCAGCCUAUGGCCCGGUGACACCUGGCGCUUCUACGUGGCCCUCUCGCUUUUCCGCGGUGCUGCUAUCUUCACCGGCAUCUACCAACGCGCGCUGCAGGGCAAUGCGUCGUCUAGCAGGGCAGGGCAGGCAGGCCGUCAGGUGGCCGGCCUGAUAGCAUGCGCCCUCCACGUGGUGCACUCGCCCCUCUCCAUCCCCUUCCUACCACCACCACCACCACCACCUCAACACACGGGAACACAUGCAUCAGCAGCAGCAGGGGGUUGGGAUGGAUCCAGUGCGGUUCCAGCAUCGCUGUCCCAUCCAGUGGGGCUGGCUCCCAGCCCGCGAGCCGAGGCACUGAGGAGGCGAGUGGCGGAGUUUGUAACGCAAGAGGUGCUGCCUAUAGAGGGGAUAUUGGAGGAACAUGCAGUGGGGGAUGCACGGUGGACGAUUCACCCCCUGGUGGAGCAACUGAAGGGGAAGGCCAAGCAGGCUGGGCUGUGGAACCUGUGGAUUCCUGCUCUGAGCCGCGGUCUGCUGGGGGCAGGUCUGUCGAAUCUGGACUAUGCACACGUGUGCAAGGAGAUGGGCAAGAGUGUGUGGGCGCCUGAGCUCUUCAACUGCUCUGCUCCCGACACAGGCAACAUGGAGGUGGUUCUGCUGCUGGGGGCGGGGCUGUCGAAUCUGGACUAUGCGCACGUGUGCAAGGAGAUGGGCAAGAGCGUGUGGGCGCCUGAGCUCUUCAACUGCUCUGCCCCCGACACAGGCAACAUGGAGCAAGUCUGCUCUGCUGGAGGGGAAGAUCCGCUCAUGACGGAGCCGAGAGUGGCGUCCAGUGAUGCCACCAACAUUGAGGCGCGGAUAGAGAGUGCGGGGGAGCAUUACAUCUUACACGGUCACAAGUGGUGGGCCAGUGGGGCCAGCGACCCGCGCUGCCAGCUCGCCAUCUACAUGGGCAAACACCCCGAGCGGGCCGCUCCCUCCGGGCCCCACUCCGCGGCCGCACACAGGCAGCAGUCCAUGCUGCUCGUGCCCAUGAAUGCCCCUGGGGUGACGGUGGUGCGGCCGCUGCUGGUGUUUGGGUAUGAUGAUGCCCCGCAUGGGCACUCCGAGGUGCUGUUUGAGGGGGUUCGAGUGCCCAAGAAGAAUGUUUUACUAGGAGAGGGACGAGGCUUCGAGAUAGCCCAGGGCCGGUUGGGCCCAGGGCGGCUGCACCACUGCAUGCGACUGAUAGGAGCCACAGAGCGGUCCAUGGACUGCAUGCUCCAGCAUGCUCUCUCUCCUAGCCAGUCAAUACCUUUGUCGACCCCCCCCUUCUCCUUCAUGUGCCACCAGGGUCGGUUGGGUCCGGGGCGGCUGCACCACUGCAUGAGGCUGAUUGGAGCCACAGAGCGAGCCAUGGACUGCAUGCUCCAGCGGGCUCUCUCCCGGGUGGCGUUUGGGCGGCCGCUGGGCGGCAACGAGUCGGUGGUGCGGGAUACUGCCGAAUGCCGCAUCACCCUUGAGGCCGCGCGGCUGCUGGUGCUGCAGGCGGCUGCUGAGUUGGAUGCCAAGGGGAACAAGGAGGCGCGGAUUGCUAUUGCCAUGGCUAAGGUGGCUGCCCCCCGGGCAGCUCAAAAAGUUUUGGACAGGGCGAUCCAGGUGCACGGGGGUGGAGGAGUGAGCUCGGACUUCCCUCUUGCCCGCCUGUGGACGGCAGCCCGCACUCUGCGCAUCGCUGACGGUCCAGAUGAGGUGCACCUGGCUUCCAUUGGGAAGAAGGAGCUGCGACAUUGGCAGAAGAGGAUGAUGGGGGGUGGGAGCAGUGGCAGCUCGGGUAAAAGUGGAGCCUCAGCCCGCUUGUAG
This is a messenger RNA of Closterium sp. Yama58-4, 2823 nucleotides long. The record is from the annotation of a GenBank genome assembly. NCBI's taxonomy places the organism in Eukaryota, Viridiplantae, Streptophyta, Zygnematophyceae, Desmidiales, Closteriaceae.